Molecule: messenger RNA, 2259 nt
Organism: Diatraea saccharalis (sugarcane borer)
Lineage: Eukaryota; Metazoa; Arthropoda; Insecta; Lepidoptera; Crambidae
Source: the annotation of a GenBank genome assembly
CUAUUGUCAGGUUUAAAUAAGAGAAAGGAAAAAAAUGUUCCAUUAACAAAAAAGUUUCGAGUUUUUUUAUUAUAGUUUACGUCAAUAUCAUAGAGAAUUUAUUUGUUCACAAUGACUUUGUAAGAUUUCAAACAAAAUAUCACAGUCAUGUAAUUUCCAAAACUUUACCGAAUCACAAAUUAACAUCUAUUAUUAACUAACUAACAUAAUUUCAAUAUGUUUCAUCCGUUAAGAUACUCGUAAUUACGAAAAUGUGAUGGGGUAACAGACUCCAAUCUGAUUCCAGCAAGGUAAGCUAAAUUCUUCGGUUUCUACCUGAUUACCCGAUAGAUAUUUUUCAAAUGCAGCCUUAGUAAUAUGAGGGUAGCUGAAAACUCCUUGUUCAGCUUUGAAAUUUUUGAACAGGAGAGACUAGGUUAUUAAGUAAUAAAUCUCUACUUAUCUAAACGGCUUAAAUAAAUGCUGCUAGAGUUAACAUUAAUGAUUUGACGGCUUAACGGCAUUUAAAUAACGUUUAUUUUCGUUUGAAUUUUUGUAAUUUACUAAGUCAAUGUCAUUAUUCAACUCCAGAAUUAUUAGAUACAAUAUAGUUACUUAAAGAAAUAUAGCCUGUACUGCAUUAGUAUGAAAUUGCUAUUAGAAAUACUAAUAAAAGUCAGUGCUCCAUAUAUUUUCAGAUCCACUGAAGAAUAUACCAAAUAAAAAUUGCAAUAUGGCAUGCUGCUGCAAGCCUGGACAAGCUAACAAGUCUGCAGCAAGCUGCUUGGGGCGAUGCGAUUUGCCUAAACAUCGAUGUCUUGACAAGGAGGACGUGAAACCUGGACCGAUCCCUAAGCAUAUGGGCUGGCUCUACACUGCAAAAGACGCACCUGAACAUCAGCUAAGAUGUGGAUGGCGUCCAGGUCACAUAUCAUGUGAUGUCCUCAGGAAAAUAGAGCAACACAACUGCAUGAAAUCUGGAGAAUGCUCUACUUGUUCUACGACUUGUGCGCGUCCAUCCUGCUACAAGUCAUGUUGCAGCCCUCCCCCAAAAUGCCUAGCUGUUUGCCCUGAACCUCCAUGCAAGGCUCCACCUUGUAACCAACCUCUGAUACGGAUCGUGAGACAUGGAGGACAAUACAGCAUUUGCACGAAACCCUCUGACAUCAGCAACGCUCCUUCUGGACCAUACCCAUUAAAAUACGUUCUCAACACUGAUGAAACAGACUCACAGCCAAAUGCAAAAUUCAGCUUAGAGGCGAAAUUUAAUGAUUACCAUUUCGACUACACCAGCUCCCAAGAUUCAUUUGUUUUAGAUUUCUCACCCCCCGAGCAAAAAUGCUACAAACCCUGUCCGAAGAAAAGUAUUGUAUGCAUGUUCUGCCAGACAGAGAGUAAAUUCUGUUGUAUUGGCAGCAAAUGUUGAGUUCGAAGAUUCUGAAUAAUCAAUAUUUGACAAUUAUUUUAAACUUCCCAAUUUCCUUAAAUGCAAUAAAAUAAUAAUGAUAACAAAUGAAGUAUUUUUUUUCAAAUAUUAGAAUUUAAACUCAUACAGUGCUACUUAUAAACAAGGUUUAGCCCCAGAGUAAAUUUACGCUAAAAUUGCAAUUUCAGUAUUAGUCCAGAUUCAUAUUACACAGAGAAUAAGCAAAUCUACUACCUUCUAGCAGCAAAUAUAACUCCCGUAGAACCUUUUACUAGGUAAACCUUUGCUAAGUCUCUGUUUAAUAAUAUGAUUUUUGACUAAUACGAAAAGCAGUCUCAGCGUAAAUUUAUUCCAUCGCUAAACCUUGUUUAUAAGUAAUACUGAUAAUUUUGAGAUCAAUUUUUAUACUUGUACUUGUACUUGAUUAAAAAAUGCAUAUGAUAUAAUGACAAUAUCUCUAAAUGAAACUGUAAAAUCAUUUGGAGACAAAUGUUAACUAUAAAUUGCUUCCUACGUAAUAAACAUGAUGUUCUAUGGGACAAUGCAUAGUGACAGAGAAAUUGUGUAUAUUAGUAUGUGAUCAAUGUUAGUAUAGAAAGGGCAAGCCUUAGCAGGGUAAGUAGUUUUUGAAAAACAAAAUGUAGUUAGUAAACAUAAUUUAUUUGUCAACACUAAGGAAAACUAACAUAAUAAAUAUAAAUACAAUUUGUAUUAAACAAAACACUUAACUUGUAUUACCAGACUUUUGUGCUAGUGCAAGCAUAUUUUCAUUGGCAAUCAUUUGGAAUUCAUGAAAACGUUGUGAAACUCGUUGAUUCAUUCUCAAAUAUUUCUCCAUACAAUUCAAAGUGCAU